AUGAUUGCAGGAACAUCUUGUGGGAUCCAGUACUUCGAAGAGCUUGAAGAUCAUUGUUACAGGGGUAAUGAGGUUAAGCUCUAUGAACACCAGGUAGACGCUCUCUUUGCUAUGUUCUGGCACAAGGAGCCAGACAUCAAGUACUACAUGUGCACAAUCAAUAAAACAUUUGCUAAGCCAGGCCACCGCAUGGUAACCAAAUAUACUGAAGACAACCUGCUGGACUAUAUUGAUCCCAACAAUGAUACACUCAUGGUCAGGCUUGCGGAUGCCCGUCUACGCGUCGAAUGUCGCAUUAUGCUAGGAACUGACAAGAGGGCCACUAUAACCACCAGCUGGUCUGAGUUUCGUCGCCGUGCCAACAUUCGCGAAGGAGACAUCUGUGCUUUUCAUUUCAGGGUCACUUCAAAGCGCCGCGUGUUCUCACCGUGCACUGCCUCUAGAUCCACCAUCGAAGACACCACAGUUCCUGUGUGA
Triticum turgidum subsp. durum (durum wheat) is the source of this 477-nucleotide messenger RNA. The record is from the annotation of a GenBank genome assembly. Lineage: Eukaryota; Viridiplantae; Streptophyta; Magnoliopsida; Poales; Poaceae.